Messenger RNA from Brassica napus (rape), 900 nucleotides. RefSeq names its product protein NUCLEAR FUSION DEFECTIVE 2. Lineage: Eukaryota; Viridiplantae; Streptophyta; Magnoliopsida; Brassicales; Brassicaceae. Bases 144 to 707 code for a protein of 187 amino acids. The transcript is spliced from 3 exons. Gene Ontology annotation, biological process: regulation of gene expression; rRNA processing. Gene Ontology annotation, molecular function: ribonuclease III activity; double-stranded RNA binding. The record is from RefSeq and is a predicted model, not a curated record. Gene Ontology annotation, cellular component: nucleus.
AAUAAUGUAAUCAACCUAAUGUUAACUCAUAAAAGCAAAUUAUACAUUGAUAAAUAAAUUGUGAAGUCUCUCACGCAGAAGAAGCAAAGAUCGGUCUUUUCAACAGUCAGUGAGUGGUGAAAGAAAACAAAAGAGGUUUAACUAUGGUGAUGGUGACGACUCAUCUUCGUUUCACUCUUCUUCUCGCCGUCAUCGGGAUCUUCUUCUCCUCUUCUCAGGUUCGCGCAGCCAUUGUCAGGAUCAAACCAUUCUCCUCGCCUUUCGCUACCAAUCUUGCAACGCUGCAAUCUCAAAUUGGCUACAACUUCACCAACAUCAACCUCCUUCGCCGUGCCAUGACUCAUGCUUCCUUCUCUCGAGAGAACAACAAAGCCCUCAGUAUCUUUGGGUUCCAUCUCAUUGAAACCUCUGUUUCCCUUCAGCUUCUCUCCAAAGAUAUCGAUACCUCCUCCAAAGCCUUGACCCGUUUGAUAGCAGAGGUUUCAAAUGUGGAAUCCUCGUGUGCUCUUGAUGGGAACCGGUUGGGUUUGGAGAGGGUUAUCAGGGUUUCUCCCAAGACUGAUGCGUCCAACUCGGGGAUCGUUUGUGGUGGGUUCAGGGCAAUCUUUGGAGCUGUUGCUACUGAUUCUGGAACGGUUGAUGAGGCUAUUAAGGUUUUCUGGAAAGUACAUGGAGCUGGAGCUGCAAGACUUGUGUCUGUGCUGUAAAUUAGUGUAUGGUAGUAGUUUGCUUCCGAUGGUAAAAGUUCCAAGAGACUCGUCUUUAAGGCUUAUAUCUGUCUCUCUUUUUUUUUCUCUCGUGUUGUGUGAUGAGUCAGUCACUCAGAGUGACCGAUGACCAAACAUAAUAAUAUUGGUUGAUGUUAUGGACCAAUUGAUAAGGUACCACUGAUUGUUUCAA